Messenger RNA from Acanthochromis polyacanthus (spiny chromis), 1499 nucleotides. Its product is annotated as probable E3 ubiquitin-protein ligase RNF144A-A. Bases 234 to 1133 code for a protein of 299 amino acids. NCBI's taxonomy places the organism in Eukaryota, Metazoa, Chordata, Actinopteri, Pomacentridae. The record is from RefSeq and is a predicted model, not a curated record. The transcript is spliced from 4 exons.
UGUGCCGAUCAGCGGAUCUGAUGAAGAAGCUCCACAGGUGUGUUUACGAACAAAAAUCCAAACCAAAACGAGACUGCAUUUAUCAGCUGCUGAUGACAGGGGAUUUCAAAAAAAACUGGUUAGCGUCACCUGACCCCACGCAAUGCCACGUAACUAAUUGGAGGACGUGUGAGUAAUCAACGCUCUGCCAUCUCUCCUGGUUUUGUUUGAGGUGAUCGCAAGGCUGAGAAAAGAUGGGCUCCAAACUGUCCAAACGCAAGCGGAUCUCCAAAAAGAGCAAGAAGACGGUGACAACUGACUCUCCAUAUCUUAGCAGCACUUUUCCACCCGAGGAGGAGGAGGAGGAGGAAGAGGAGAAGUGUUAUGACCCAGCAGACUCCUCACUUAUAUUUGUCGAUGAAGAGGAUGUUUUGGAUUUUGAAUACAACGAGUUCAAGUCCCUGAGAGCACUGAUGUCUUGUGGCCACGCAGUCACUCCGAUGUCUCUCACCAACUGGUGUCGCUUGUUGGUGGACCAGGGUGAGUCUACAUUUGUGUGUGGCCAAACUGGCUGUGAUAUUGAAUGGCCCUUUGAGGAGGUCUGUAAAAUGGCUCUUCUAACCGAAGAGGAAAUCAAGUACUUUGAAAACAAAAUGUUCAGCAGUGCAAAGGAUUUAUUGGAUGUCAAAUCAUGCCCCGGCUGCAAGUCUUCUGUGAUGAGAAACGACCCCUCUAAUCUGUGUGUUAAAUGCACAGUGUGCUCUGCUGACAAAAAUGGGAUUUUCAUGUUCUGUUGGCAGUGUCUGAGGGAAUGGCGAGGCACUUCCCCACGUUCAGACCGCUGUGAGAAUUACGGCUGCGUCAAUAAGUCCCUAGAAAUCCUGAGAAACUGUCCGGUUAUCACCUUCAGCGAUGUUGCAGGGAUCACUGGCUGUCCCUCGAUCCGUGCUUGUCCCACCUGUGGCUUCAUAGUGGAGCACGACAGAAGCGGCUGCAAAAACAUCUUCUGCACUCGUUGCAAAGAGGAGUUCUGUUUUGCUUGUCUCCAGCUCACAAACGACUGUUUGGAGACGAGUGAACACUAUGAGCCUUGCUCCAGUGGUGUGGCCCCGAGACAGACAUUUAUACCUGUGUGGCAGAAGGGUGUAAUUUAGAUGAUUACUACAAAACCGCUUUACUCUCCAGAAAAUGAAUGAAAUAAAAGUUUCUUAAAAUUAUGAAAAAAUGUUUUUAGAUCAAACCAAAAGUUGUAGUUUAACCAGUAGGAGUCAGUUAAUGGCUGCAGUGGUGCAUUCCAGUGACACUACAGUGCAUAAGAAUGAAGUAAUUGAAUAUAUGUCAGUCCCUCCAGGAUUUCGCAGGCAUUUUUCAUGAUUGUUGCAGCCGAAAAUGCCUGAAUUCGCAGCAGCUUUUCUAAAAAAAUUGCGAUAAAAGUUGCAAUGUUUUAAGCCUAUUUGUUGUAAUGAAACUGAGAGAGACAGUGACAAUUGCUAAAAAGCUGCAUUUUUUCCAGCUUGUAC